Molecule: messenger RNA, 1448 nt
Organism: Schizosaccharomyces japonicus yFS275
Lineage: Eukaryota; Fungi; Ascomycota; Schizosaccharomycetes; Schizosaccharomycetales; Schizosaccharomycetaceae
Exons: 1
Coding region: 405-1172 (255 amino acids)
Source: RefSeq, a predicted model, not a curated record
UCUCGAGCUGUGCGCGUCUCAAUACAAGACACUUUACGUGGACAAAUUUUAUCAUUGAAGCUCUUUAAAGAGUUGCUGGGAUUUUUUAUUUUUAAAAAAAAAAAUCAUAAAAAUCAUAAAAGUAUUCCCGGAAUUUUCUUAGAAUUUUUUUCAAUUUUCCCGGAUUUUUACUGAUUUUUUUGGUUUUCCUUUCGAAUUUUUUUCAAAGUAUCAUCAACUCUUUCCGAUUGUUCGUCUUUUCCUUGUUUUUCUCCUGUUUUUUUCGCUAUUUUCCUCCAUCUUUCUCGGAUUAUUUCUCCAUUUACAUUGUUAAGGCCCCCUCUUCACAGCAUUUCAGGCAUUUUCGUUGACAUCUUUACGUUUACUUCCUGUUAAAACCUAUUUUUUUGCUUCUCUAUUGAAACAUGCUUACCACUAAACUUUUCCUCGCUUUUUCUCUUCUCGGUAUCGCGAACGCUCUUAUGGUCUUGUCGCCUUCCUCCGGCAACACCUGGGUCGUUGGUAAGCCUCAGACGGUUGCCUGGUCUUCCGUCGACACGGAUCCUACCUCGGUUCGUAUUUUCCUCAGCAACAUGGCUUCGUACCCCAAUGUGAACAUUGAGGUGACUACCGUAGAGGUUGAAGCCGGCAGUGCGGUUAUCUCUACGAAGGAUUUCCCUACUGGAUCAGGUUUCCAAAUUAACCUCGUGUCCACGUCUGACUUGAGCAUUUAUGCUCAGUCUGGACAGUUCAACCUAGUUGCUGAUUCAAGCAGCAGCAGCACCAGCGGUGCCAGCUCAACUUCUGCUACUUCCACCUCUGGCGUGGUUGCCGUCGCUUCGACGACGUCGGAGACGAGCAGUAACACUGAUGACUCUUCUUCGGCCUCCUCCACAUCGACACUCGCCCUUAUUGCUACAGGCUCUAUUACCGAGUCUUCUGCUUCAGCAUCCUCGACUGCUGCCAACGUGAACGGAGGCCGUGGAGACCUUGCUUCAGGUUCUAGUGCUUCUUCGGCCACACUCUCUAUGGCCACAGUCACUACCUCCGGAUCUGCAACCGCUAGUGCUAGUGGAAACGAUACUACUGCUACUACUAGUCUCACCAACGGCGUCGCUUCCGCACCAGCUCGCAGCAUGCUUUCCAUCUUCGUGGGAGCUGCCCUUGCCUCUGGUUUGCUUUUCUUCCUGUAAACGCAUAUAUUCGGGACGAAGCGCUCAACCGUCGUCAAUGCGGUGUCGGGUCUUUGUCUCCUUGCAAAACGAUGCAGGCACAAUUGUUGCUGCUAUGUUCUCCUCCAUCUGCGCCCUCUUUGCCUGACAUCCCUUCCGGGUGCCGACAUUCAUGAAGCUGCAAACGUUGCUUAAGCCGCUGCGCUGACUACUGCUCCUUUCUCUUGCAAUUUAUGUAAUCUCUGGCAUUCUUUAGCAUAUCCUUUCAUUAAUUCAUAAUUUUUGAUUUCCCCCACA